AUGGGUCUUUCGUUCUCAUCACUUUUUACGUCUCUCUCGUCGCUGGUGCGCUGGAGCAAAGACCAGGAUGUCCGGAUAUUGAUGCUUGGUUUGGACGCCGCGGGGAAGACGACGAUUCUCUACCGUCUACAGAUUGGUGAAGUCGUACCAACAAUCCCGACCAUCGGCUUCAAUGUAGAGACUGUGCAGUAUAAGAACAUCAAGUUCCAAGUGUGGGAUCUCGGCGGCCAGUCCAGCAUCCGACCAUACUGGCGUUGCUACUUCCCUAACACCUCUGCGAUAAUCUACGUCAUUGACGCAUCCGACGUCGACCGGCUAGAUACGUCUCGGUCAGAAUUGCUCACCAUGCUUUCCGAGGAAGAGCUUGCUGGCGUCCCGCUGCUCGUCUUCUGCAACAAGCAAGAUGUUGCAGGAGCUCUACCUCCAGAGACCAUCAGCGAAAAGCUCGGGCUCGCCGGUGGUGAGAAGGAGAGGCAAUGGAGUGUACGGGGAAGUUGCGCGACCAAGGGCGAAGGUCUUGAGGAGGGGCUAGACUGGCUUGUGAACGCAAUACAGAAGAAAUAG
Dichomitus squalens LYAD-421 SS1 is the source of this 564-nucleotide messenger RNA. RefSeq names its product ARF/SAR. Gene Ontology annotation, cellular component: Golgi apparatus; cytoplasm. Gene Ontology annotation, molecular function: GTP binding; GTPase activity. The transcript is spliced from 7 exons. The coding region runs from base 1 to 564 and encodes 187 amino acids. Lineage: Eukaryota; Fungi; Basidiomycota; Agaricomycetes; Polyporales; Polyporaceae. The record is from RefSeq and is a predicted model, not a curated record. Gene Ontology annotation, biological process: vesicle-mediated transport; intracellular protein transport.